Molecule: messenger RNA, 717 nt
Organism: Diaporthe amygdali
Lineage: Eukaryota; Fungi; Ascomycota; Sordariomycetes; Diaporthales; Diaporthaceae
Exons: 3
Coding region: 1-717 (238 amino acids)
Source: RefSeq, a predicted model, not a curated record
AUGGCUGUUCGUUCACUACUGACCGCCGCCCUCGUGGCCACCACCGCGCUCAGCAAGCCCACCGCCAUCAAGACCCGUGCUGUCAUCGACCACGAUGCAGUUGUGGGAUUCGCCGAGGCUGCGCCGGACAAUAGCGAAGGGGACUUGAUGUUGGCAUACAAGCCAUAUCUCAAGGUUUUCAACGGCUGCGUUCCCUUCCCGGCCGUGGACGCUGAAGGCAAUACGUCCGGUGGUCUCAGCCCAACAGGAGACUCAAGCGCCGGGUGUUCCUCCAGCACUGGUCAAGUAUACGCAAGGGCUUCCGUGUACGAGGAAUACUUUGCAAUCAUGUACAGCUGGUACAUGCCAAAAGACGAGCCGUCUGAUGGGAUCGGUCACCGGCACGACUGGGAGAACGCCGUAGUCUUCCUGUCAGAGAACUCAUCCGAUGCCACCUUCGUGGCCAUGGUCGUGAGCGAGCACGGAGGUUAUGUUAGCGGCACUGCUACGUUUGACGGUACUCACCCAUACGUCGGGUAUAUCAGCUAUUGGCCCGUGGACCACACCUUGAUCUUCACAACAACGGAGGGCGGCACUCAGCCCCUGAUAGCUUGGGAGGACCUGACGGACGCCGCGCGUGAGGCGCUUGACACGACUGAUUUUGGCGAUGCGACUGCGUCUUUCAAGGACUCUAACUUUCAGUCAUACCUGGCUGACGCGUACUCUACUGCUUUCUAA